Quercus lobata is the source of this 550-nucleotide messenger RNA. Its product is annotated as F-box/WD-40 repeat-containing protein At3g52030-like. The record is from RefSeq and is a predicted model, not a curated record. The transcript is spliced from 3 exons. Lineage: Eukaryota; Viridiplantae; Streptophyta; Magnoliopsida; Fagales; Fagaceae. The coding region runs from base 27 to 260 and encodes 77 amino acids.
UUCUUACUGGCAAAGGUGAUAAGGUAAUGUAUCUCUGGUCCCUAGAAAGCUACAAAUGUGUGGAAGAAUAUUUUGUUCCAGACAUAGUUCCUCUAGUUGACUUUGAUUUUGAUGAGAGCAAGAUUGUUGGUUUGGUUGGUACUCGUAUAUGCAUAUGGAGGCGAAAUGGGAAAAGAAGUAUAUUUCCGUCUAAUGAAGGCACGUUUGUGAAAGGUUUAUGCAUGCAGUAUGCGGAAUUUUCUGAUUAUCUUGAUUUAUGAAUAGCUGUAAUUACUACGAUGCACACAACCAAGCAUCAUCAUAAGGCAAUUUCAUAUAUGAUUUCUUUCACCAUGCAGUGAUGCCUCUCUGAAUAUGUACUUACGGGCUUCUGCUGAAGACACUCUUGGAGAUCCUACCUUAAUGGAUUAUUGCUGUGAUGUCUUUUAAGUCUAUGAACCUUACCACUGGCAGGAUUAAAUCCUAUACAAGACUGUUGUUUGUUGGAUGUUUUCCUAAAUUCUGAAUCAAGAAAAUAUAAUUGGUACAAGUGCUUUUUGGCAUAUUUGUU